Messenger RNA from Megalopta genalis, 2683 nucleotides. RefSeq names its product zinc finger protein 711. The record is from RefSeq and is a predicted model, not a curated record. NCBI's taxonomy places the organism in Eukaryota, Metazoa, Arthropoda, Insecta, Hymenoptera, Halictidae.
CCUGGACCGCAACAGCCUCCGCCAUCAGGAUCUGUAAAAAGUACAGUUAAGGACGUUUCUCGGGAUGUGCCGUUCCACGCUGGAUCCUUACGAAGACGCUCAAAAUGUAGACGAAUCCUGCGCCUGGAAAAUCCUAAACGUGUUCACGUUAGCAGAUAAUAUGCCGAUGGACUGUGAUCAAUGGCCGGAAAAAUUAAUCAAGAACUCCGGAUAUGAUUUAUUGUCUCUUGAUGAAAAAUACAAGCUGCUCGUCUCCUCGCCAACAGCAAAGUUCCCGUACCCGUGCCCCAUGUGCACCUUCAAAACCCGGAACAAGAAUACAUUGCGGGAUCACAUUCUUCGGCUGCACAUCGAUGAGUGCGCGUAUUCCUGCGAGAUUUGUGCGGAUGAGUUCAAGGUGAAGGCCGACCUGACCCAGCACCUGAAGACGGAACACACCACGAAAAAGUGUUUCAUCUGCGGCAUCGUGUUCAAGUACCAUCGAUCCUUCGUGGGUCACAUGAAACGGAAGCACGCGAACCAUCCGUAUCAAUGCGCCAAAUGCAACCACUACUCGGAAUCGCUGGCGGCUCUGAAGAAGCAUGAAAAAUGGCACGCGAAGAUGAAAAAGAGAUCCGUGGUGACGUGCCCGAAAUGCGGCAAACAGGUACGUGAUUACAACGUUCUGACGCACAUGUUCAAGCACAACGACAUGAUGUCGAACAUGUGCCCAAUCUGCGGGAAACGCGUGCAGAAGCCGAGCGCCAUGCAGGUCCACCUGCUCACCCAUUCCGGCAUAAAGCCGUACGUCUGCGACAUGUGCGGGAAAAAGUUCUCGCAGAAAGUGUGGCUCCUUAAACACUGGACGCGACAACAUCCCGGGCCGCAGCCGUUUGUGCCGACGAUAUCGCUGAAAGAAAUAGUCACGGACUUUCUCGAGACGUACAAGCACGUGAAACAGGAGAUUAAUUAAUAAGAGCAUCUUCUAUGAGCCAGGCUCGGACAACUGGCGGCUUGCUUGACCGGGAAAGCUGAAGCAUUUGUACGAACACACGACAUAAGCAGGAUGUGUGAAUUGAUUUAUUCUAAAAUUGUUCGAAUUGUUUCGCUUUCCUACUCGAGCUUCUUUUGUAAAUAACAGUCAAAUCAGCGUCGGAAACGUGUGAAUAAACUUAUCAGUAUUUCUGAUGGAACUGGCGAUCAACUAAUUCAAUCAAUAAUCUAUGAGAUAUGACAAGGUUUUGCAAUCCGAGUUUAUUCUUUUGCAUGUACGAUAAUUUGUUCCUAAUUGCGCAGAAAAAUGGACGAUUCGGGGAGAGGUGAUACGAUUAUUCGAGCCUUGCGUCUCGUUUUCGUAAUUGUUCACAAUCGAUAAAUACAAAAACUGAAGCGAGAGGUUCCUAAGGUGAUUUGAAGUAACUUUUUCCUUAGCGAAAAUGCGAUCCGCGGCUUCGUUCACGAGUUAUUAACGAAAAGCACUGACCAAUGAGGGCGCGAGCUCGGCUGACGCUCCGCCCUUGCGGCCAAUGCCGGGUCGCGCCUGCUGCGUCUGACGCAGUGGCAGUGAUCGCGAGGGCGGGGCGUCAGUCGUACGCGAUCGCUCAUUGGCCACUGUUUUUCGUUAAUAACUCGUGAACGAUGCCUCGGAGAACAUUUUUGUAAAGGAAAAAGUUGCUUCGAAUAAUCUCGGGAAUCUCUUUCUAAAGUACUAUAAUUAUGGGACACCCUGUAUAACCGCAAGACUUGUAUAAUCGUAUCUUCUCUUCCCAAAUUAUCCAUUUUUGUGUACGACUUAAGCGUCAAUUAGGGAGAAUUUAUUAUAGUCAUACGUGAAACGUUCUCGAACGAAAGUACGAACUUUUUCAAUGACUAUGUUAAAUACCCACAGUGAUAAUACGCUAAUAAUAAUGGUAAACCGCAAUGCCAGAGGCAGAAAAUGUUUCCAUAAUCGUUCUUCUUUUAAAAAUGUGACUUAUCCUUUCGUGGAUCGUUUUGUUUCGUAUUUCAAAUGCACCUUUUUCCAAGUGCAGUUCAUUUCGCGAUUGCCUUCAGAGUGGAAUUAUAUAAAGUGUGUCCCCGAAAUACGUAUCCACAAGCGGGCGUCGGAUGAUUCCUCGCAAAAGAACGCGAGAAAAAUAUGCAAUAAGGUUUUUUUAAUGUUUAGUUAAUUAGUUUCGUCAAUCUUAACCCUUUGCACUCGAGUUUUCUAAAUAAUGUCAACAUUAUCGAAUAAUCUGUUUAUAUUUUAAAAAAUACUGUAAGAAAAACUAUUUUGGAUUUCGUGUUAAAACGACGUCGAGUUCAAAGGGUUAAUUUGUCAAUCGAUUUAAUCUUCGACGGUAUGUCUCCUAAUUUUUAUUUUUAAUUCGUGCUAAAUGCGUGUUGUUACGUAAAGAUCUGGCGACUGUGUGAGUGUACUGCGACGUUGCAGCUUCGUGACGUCACUUUUCCAUAUGAAAUGAUCGUCUUGAAUGAGUUAUCGCCUGCGAUAAAUCGCUACUCGGCUCGAAACUCAAAUUGUAAUCGCGCCGAUUGUAAUCCGCGUUUUAGCGAGCGUCGUUUCGCGACAAAAUCUAUGAUACCGAAUUAGCAUACCGAACGAACAGCUUCCGCGGAACAUUGUAAAAAGCGCGGACACUUGGGCGCAGCCACGUGGCUGCCCGAUUUGUUCAUCGCACUCGAUUAAAGAUUAAUUCUGAGCCAA